Strongylus vulgaris is the source of this 330-nucleotide messenger RNA. NCBI's taxonomy places the organism in Eukaryota, Metazoa, Nematoda, Chromadorea, Rhabditida, Strongylidae. The record is from the annotation of a GenBank genome assembly.
AUGUUGAAGGAACUAAACGAUGUAGAGAAGCAGAUAGGACUGCGAAUUAACUGGAAGAGGACUCAGUUUGCUGAAGAACGCUUUUUGCGAGGAUCAGGAAAUGGAAUUAGAAGGCUCUCCAAUCGUGAUGUCUUCUUACGUGUAUCUCGGACGUUCGAAAACAUGGAAAACGAUCUGAAAGAAGAACUAAACAGGAGGCGAAGAGCAGCUUGGGACGCCUUCGGCCCUAAAGAAAGCCACAGGCCAACUGACGGACCCAGAGCUCUGAACCCAGCUGUUCGAUUCAAGCGUUCUCCCUGCGCUCUGUUACCCAGCAGAGACAUGGCCUGA